AUGAAAGAGAAAGAUCAGAGAUCAUCAUUAUCAUAUGUUGAUGAAAAAAAGGAUUCGUCAAAUUCGUCAACAACAACGACUAGAAAAGAUGUUUAUGACGAUGACUCGUGCUUCAAAGCACCUUUACUACUUCCCCACAGGAAAGUAAAUAAUCGACGACGAAUUGUAAAUAAUGCAACAAUAAAUAAUAUUAAUAGUAAUAACAAUAAUCGAAAUGGCUUAUUAUCAGUGCAUGAAGAUAUAAAAAAUUUGGUUAAUGAAACAAACCAGUUCAUAUCAAAUGAUAAUAUUUUUGCUAUUAGUGAUAACAACACAAAUAAGACCUGUUUAUUUUCGAAUAUUAUCAGCAUAUCUUCGACGAUAAGUGAUAAAGAUAAAGUACGGGAAGAAAUUGAGGAAGAAGACGAAGAAGAAGAGGAGAAAGGAGGAGAGAAGAAAAUUGAUGAAAAGAAGGAAAAAAAGAAGAGCAAUAUAGGAAAUAAGGAUGUUUUUACUGAUAACAUUCGUAGUAGUGGUGAUAACGGCAAUAAUGGUGAUAACUGGCGACGAUAUAAAUGCGCAUGUUCUCGAAUGUAUUUGAAUUCAUUAUUACCUUGUUCGUCUUCAUUAUCAUCUCAGUGCUCAUCGCCGUUGACAGCAAUCACAACAAAUGUACCGCUUACUGCUAAUGACAUAAGAAUUGAAGCGAUAAGAGAAACAGUUAUCGACGAUUUUUCGCUUUUGCUUUUCAGGGAUAUCGAUCAUAUCAAUGUUAGUUAUGUAGAAUUAAAUUUAUUGAAAGCGAAAAAGGAAAGCGAAGAACGUAAAAAGUUAUACGAAGAAAAUUUGCGUCUUGGUUUAGCGAAGAAAAAAGGACGAAAGUGUAAAGAUGAAAAUCGAAAGGAAGAAAGAAGAUCAAAAAAAAACAAGAAAGAUACGCUUGAAAUGAUAAACGAGCGUGAUACCGCUCGUACUCUUAUCAUUCCUAAUUCGCAGUCGAUUUCAGUUAAUCCAUUUUUAAGCCAUUUGUCGAGAAAACAACUUAAAUUAUCAGUGAAAGCACAUUCCCACUUCGUUAUCGAUUUCAUUCCUUUUAAAACGAAGCUUUCACUGGAUUUUAGAAAUUCCGAUUUAAAAAGGUUAAAUAUGGAAAUCGUACAGACUUCUGGGGUCUUAGCACGAUUUGGUAUUUAA
This is a messenger RNA of Dracunculus medinensis (Guinea worm), 1173 nucleotides long. The record is from the annotation of a GenBank genome assembly. NCBI's taxonomy places the organism in Eukaryota, Metazoa, Nematoda, Chromadorea, Rhabditida, Dracunculidae.